Molecule: messenger RNA, 5286 nt
Organism: Megalopta genalis
Lineage: Eukaryota; Metazoa; Arthropoda; Insecta; Hymenoptera; Halictidae
Product: transmembrane protein 47
Biological process (GO): cell-cell adhesion
Cellular component (GO): cell-cell junction; membrane
Source: RefSeq, a predicted model, not a curated record
AAAAUCAAUCGUGGUCGCUAUUAAAAUUAUCUAGAAAUAUUUUUAUAAAUAGAACAUGUCUUAAGUUUCUCUUCAACUAAAAUGCAACCCUCUACCGCGUACGCGCACUGCGCCACGACCUUUAAUGGGCGCAGCCUCCCUAGAACCCAAUUACUCCCCCAACCUCGAACAGAGACUCUGUCCCUGGUUGACCUCGCUGAACGAACAAUCUUUCGACACUUUUGUCGGACACCUAAAAGAAAGUUUCGUAGCAACAAUGUAACAUCGCGCGUUGUCGUGGCGGGACACGAUCGAAAGUUGUUUCACGAAGUCGGGGAAAAAACGUAAUAAACUUGCUUGAUGCAUGUUUACUUCCGAAGUGUUUUUCAUUCGUGAAGAAGGUUUCGUGUCUUCGAACGGUCUUUAAAUGCUUCCCUGUCGUCCACCGAGCUUAUUCCGCGGACGAGUGUACGAUGUGCCGUAAAUGGUACACGAAGAAAGUUAACAGACUGUGAAAAACUUCGGAACAGUUUUAAUUAAGUAAAUAGGCCUCGAAUUCUGUCCACUUGAGACCGAUCUUGAAAGUAUAUUGUACAUCUAUGAUGAUCAUGUAUACAGUCGCGGACGAUCACAUGGGCGAUACCGAAAUCGCACAGGUGAUAGCAUUUAUAUGUGGGGUAAUAGUGAUAUUGUUGAUGAUAAUGGGUUUGGCUUCCACUGAUUGGUUGAUGGCAUUAGGAUGGAGACAGGGUUUAUUUGCGCACUGCAUCGAAGAAGGUGCACCUACACCGUUGCCAUUUAAUAUGCCAGAUCCAGCUGGGUGUUAUCAGUCCAGAGAUGCACCAUAUAUAAAAGCAGCUGCUGCCUUGUGCGUAGUAUGCUUGUUGUCAGACAUCGCUGCAACAAUUCUCACUGGGCUUGGUUUAAGGUCACAAGAUAAUCGUGAUAAACAUAAAUAUUACAGAUUUGCAGUCUUCUGCAUGGGCUUUGCAUUGUUAUCACUCUUAAUAGCUUUGGUGAUAUAUCCAGUAUGUUUUGCAGCAGAAUUAAAUCUCGGAAACCGAACAAUGUGGGAGUUUGGUUGGGCAUAUGGAGUUGGAUGGGGUGCCGCUAUAUUCUUAUUUGGUGGAGCCGUGUUGUUAUUAUGCGAUAAGGAAAGCGAGGAGAUUUAUUACAAAGAAAGAAAGAUUGUGCGCGAUGAUAUCGGUGGUGGCGGUUCUAUGAUUGGUAUGGGACAUCAUGGUGGACAAAGUGGGACGCAAUUGGCCUAGUGGCAUUGCUCCCUGCCCGACGUUGUUCUCUAGGUGAUUAAUUUCUUCUCUUUCUGUCCUCACAUUUUUGAUACAUUCAUCAAGGGACGUACACACACGUAAAGAGUGAAUGGUUUUUAUAUGUAGUCUACUUGUUACACCAGCAUAUAUUGGACUUAAUUAUUACUUCGAUAUAGGAUGUACAAAAACAUUCGAUCGAAUCCGUCAAUCGGAUGCUUGACGACAAAAGUAUUUGCGACUUGACUGAGACUUUGAUUAAGUUCGUUCAUUUGUUACCAGUUUUUCAUUCUCUCAUAUCGACAAUUUCGGGACCAUUGCUAUUUUUGGUUUACCACGAUAUUGUGUUUUAUGCGAAUUACACAGCCACAACUAUUUUUUUAUAGUAUUUACAUUGUUUUUUUAAAUUUACUAAUCGAUUUUUGAUACCAUUGCCAAUGGUAGCAUUCACUGUACAUUUCUUAUCUAAAGGAUCAAUUGAUGACGAAGCCGCGUUUACUGUUACUAUCUAAUUCCGGACCUAAUGACAAGUAAUGUUUUUACCCGAACUUUUGAGUUUGUGCUAAUGUUUCAAACUCCUCUGUGCCUGCAUUGAUAGAUCACUAUUGUCUCUGGUUAGCUUCAAAAGAAAAAGAUGGUUUCUGCUGCUUCAGAACAAGGUUUAUGAUAUAUGAGUACUUAACAAAUUUGAUGUCUCAUUAUGCUCGAAAAUAUAAACAAAAAUAUUAACAGUAAGCAGCCAAAAGAUCAUGCAAAAGGAAUUAAUAAGAUUAUAGGGAAAACACUGCCGUUUAUUAGUAAACUAUAGAUUAUUGAUUCUUAUGAUUGUUUUUUGCAUAAAACGUGCAGCUUUGAUUUAUUAUUAUUUAUUAUGUAUUAGUAUACUUUCUAUAUGUAGUAUGUACAUAUAUACACAUAUCUAUAUAUAUAUAUCUAUAUUAGAUGUUAGUAAUUUAUUGUUCGCUUUCAUUUAUUAUUAUUUUUCCUACUAUAAUUGAAAGUGAUAUUUGAUUUAAUCGAGUGAUUUGCGAUCUUGUAGCGACCAGUAUGUUUAGUAUAAUAUUCUGAUGUAACAUUAACAUAAUGUUCAUAACUUCUACUUCCAUAUAUUCUGCAAUGAAUUUGGGCCAAAAAUUGCUCUAAGUGUAUUACAUCUUGUGAUUACAUAUACGCACAGAAGUAUAUGAAUGAAACUAUGAAAUUCGAGUAAAACCAAUCUUCAGUGUCGACUUAACGAAAGCAUUUUAAAAGAUCAUAUGCUUGGGCACACUUCGUCGAUUAGUAUAAAUAAGAUUCUUUUUACUGACAAUUAAUAUAUUUUUAAAAGUAAAAAGUUGCGGUAUGAUUAUGAAUUAAUCAGCGAGUCACUAAUUAUUUAGUUAUAUCUGGUUUAAUCUUUCCAUAUUUUGUAUACGUUAUCCUACAGUCUUCCUUUUUUGCUAAUGGAAAUACGAAUAUUUGUUUAUAUAUGAAACAUGCAAUUGCUACCUCCAAGAAAUGUGGAUUUCUUAAACAAUUGUUUUCCGUGUUGAAAAUACACAAAGAAAAAAGUGGAUGCAUGAAAGCGAAGGAAAAAAAUAUUUUCCUGUAAUUCUUCCAAACUGAUGAAACAUAAUUUUUAAAGCUGGUUUCUUUAGAAGAUUAACUUCAGUUAUCAUCUCUUAUUACUUUACAUCAUAAAAUUAAGAAUUUUAUAAUCUUUAUUUGUAUAAAGUAUUUGUUUCAUCUAUUUCUAUAGUAUCUUUUUUACCGGACAGUAUAAACGACCGAAAUUCCGAAAAGCAUUUAACGAAACAAAAGAGCAUUUCGAAAAGCAAUAGUGCAAAUUAAAAUAUGUACAAGGCUGGUAUGAAUUUUCACAAUGGUCUGUAAAGAUUGUCAGUACUUCCAGAAUAUCUUUUUCGUUCUACAGAAGGAAAAGGGUUAAUACGUGUCAUAUCGACAGUAAUUUUAUCAAAUUAUUGACACUUUAAAAAAACAUGUAUGCAAUGUGAGAGCUGACAUAUGUACGCGUUAUGAAGUUUCCAAUGAUAUUUUCAGUACCACCGACAUGCAGAAAUGGUGAUACUGAAAGUUCAUUGAAUGUAACUGAACAAAGAUACAAUUUCUAGUAGUAUCAUACAUUUCAUAGUGACUCUUGUUCAGUGGUCAUUCCUUCUUCCUUUCUUCUUAUUCAAUCAUUCAAAUCGAACAAUGAUUUAUAAUUUCUACCUAUUAUCUGUAGGGAGAAGUUUAACUUCCCUAAAAGUAAAAUACAUUUUAUGUUGAACACAAGCACUAUAUAUUUAAGUGUGCGAUGGAAUAGAGGCAGCUCGGGCAGGUAUUAUCUAUUAUGUUAUCUGCAUUACAUACGUGUACGUAUAUGUAUAUAUAGGUAUUUUAUAAAUACAUGUAAUAGAAUGAUACACUUGCAGUUACUGCGAUACUCUAAAGAAAAAAAAUGGAGUUUUAAUGGGAACGAAAUUCAUACAUGCACUUCGUAUAACGCGGCAGAUCAAUCAUGCUUUCUGAGAGGGGGGGAAAAAGAACUGUAUAAGAUUAAGAGUUACAGUGCGUUUGAUUCUUUGCCGUACACUGUCGAUUUGCGCCUUUCGAUUUUGAUAUGUGCUAUUAAUGACAUAGAGUACUACGUAAGACUAAGUGUAACCGAGUAUUGAAAUGUGUUGAAAGCAGAACAAGUGAAUCGUUGAUACAUUAAUUAAGAUGUUUACAAUAUACGAAAGAGUAUUAUACAUCAACAAAGAGAGAAUUUAAGUGAUUGUAAAUUGAGUACAAUAGUAAUUGCAUUCUACUUGUCACUGGUAGUAUUUGUUAAAAAACAACUAUAUGAGGCUGGAAUUAGAAUUUUGGUAUGUUAAGUGAUAGUUUGAAAAUGCAAAUUGCUCCGUGCAAUGAAAACCAGAUUAGAAUUUGAAUUUUAUGGGCGGGUAGUAUACAACUUGCAACUGCCAUGCAUUAGAAUUGCAGUGUAGAUAACAAUCCAUCGUUUUCUACUGUAUUAUCACAGAAUAAUAUACAGAUAAUUUAGACAGCCAUAAGAUGAUUGUGUAAUUAAGUGAUGAUAGAUAUAUUGUAGAAUUAAUAGAGCACCAUUCCAGAGUAAAAAAUAUCACAGUUAUUUGUUACGUGUACACAUUCGCAAAUAAAAAGUAGAUUCUCUGUUGUGUACCUAUAGAACAAAUGUUUUAAUAAAAUAAUUACACAAAUUUAGUAAGAACCGUACAAUACUGAAUAGAAAUAUAUUUUAUUUUAUCUUAAUUUGCCUGCCAUGUUAAAGAAAUGGUAUUACUGUAAUAAUAAUAAUAACACGACAGAGACGAUCGUGUGAUUGUGUCAGAGAAUUGUUUUUACAAUGGUUACUUCCUAAUUUCUACAUGAUAAUAAGACAUUACUCUGAAACGUUAAUAGAAAACAGUUGAUUAUUUACCAUACAAAUGUUUGCAAACUAGAAAGUCUAUUAUCGUACGUAAUAGAUUCGCGUACAGCACACAAGGUAGAUGAAAAUAAUUUAGUCGAUAUUUACGAACAUUUCAUAUUGUACACAGUGUGUCCCGAGUUAUCUGAGAAUAGUCAGACAAAUCAUAAAAACUAGGAACAGUUCUACAAGGAACACUUCUACAAGGAUCACACUUGAUCGAUAUGCAUACAUAACAAAAUUCAAAAAUAUUGAAUUGAAACUUUGAAAUCGUUCCUAUCAUUGUACCUAUCUAAAAGCGAUACAGCUUGUAUAAUACUUCCCAACAAAUCAAAGAUAUUGGAGAAAUUCUUGCGCAUUUUUUUGAAUUUUUCGUGAAAUGUUCAGCUGCUCAUAGAUAACUGAGACACAUUAUAGAAAACAUAUCGUACUUAUCCAUGCAUAUCGUAGUAGAUGUCCCAGAAGGUGUAGAACAAAGAAAUUGUAAAUUCGUUUUCCUCAUCGAAAAUGUUAUGAAACGAUACCAAGUAAAAUUAUACGAGAAAAUUAUUUAUGCGUCAUAUUACAAUGUAAACAUAUCUUAAUACUGUACAAAGAAUAAACUAUAUACAUCUGAAAAUUGAA